UCUCUCUCAGAUCCAAAUUCCUCUGCAUUUCUGUCUGUCAUCAUCUUCUAUCUUCCUUAGAUCCCAUAAUUUGUUCACCCGGAUCUGGACUUUUCAACUUCUCCGUCUGUACCUGUCGAUACUUGGGUUUCCAUUGCGAUCGAUCGUUCUUUUCUGCUGUUAUUUGGUUCGGAUCGAGCUCAUCCAGAGCUUCACAACGGACCCAAUCAUGAAUCCCUUUUCAUCAGGAACGCGGUUAAGGGAUAUGAUUCGAGCUAUACGUGCUUGCAAAACGGCUGCAGAAGAACGAGCUGUUGUAAGGAAAGAGUGUGCUACCAUUCGUGCUGCAGUUAGUGAAAAUGACCAAGAUUAUCGGCACCGUAAUCUGGCAAAACUCAUGUUCAUUCACAUGCUUGGUUACCCCACACAUUUUGGUCAAAUGGAGUGCCUAAAGUCAAUAGCAUCUGCUGGAUUUCCAGAGAAGAGAAUAGGAUAUCUUGGUCUCAUGUUGCUUCUUGAUGAAAGACAAGAAGUUCUUAUGCUGGUUACGAACUCUCUCAAGCAAGAUCUUAACCACACGAAUCAGUAUAUUGUUGGUCUUGCUCUUUGUGCUUUGGGGAAUAUUUGUUCAGCAGAAAUGGCUCGUGAUCUUGCACCUGAAGUUGAAAGAUUGCUUCAAUUUCGAGAUCCUAACAUACGAAAAAAAGCUGCAUUAUGCUCUAUAAGGAUAAUAAAGAAAGUGCCAGAUCUGGCAGAGAAUUUUAUUAGUCCUGCUGCUGCCUUGCUCAAAGAAAAGCACCAUGGGGUUUUGAUAACAGGAGUUCAGCUUUGUACAGAUCUAUGCAAAGUCAGUACAGAGGCCCUUGAUUAUUUUAGAAAGAGGUGCACGGAGGGUUUGGUUAAAGUUCUAAAGGAUGUCGUCAAUAGUCCAUAUUCACCUGAGUACGACAUGUCUGGGAUUACAGACCCUUUCCUUCAUAUCCGAUUUCUUAGGCUCUUACGCAUUUUGGGCCAAGGAGAUGCAGAUGCUAGUGACUGUAUGAAUGAUAUUCUUGCUCAGGUAGCAACGAAAACCGAGCCAAACAAAAAUGCAGGGAAUGCCAUUCUUUAUGAAUGCGUUGAAACUAUUAUGAGCAUUGAGGACAAUAGUGGCUUACGUGUGCUUGCCAUUAAUAUUUUGGGAAGAUUCUUGUCAAACCGCGACAACAAUAUCAGAUAUGUUGCAUUGAACAUGCUGAUGAAGGCUAUUGCUGUGGAUGCCCAAGCAGUGCAGAGGCAUCGGGCAACAAUUUUGGAGUGUGUAAAGGAUUCAGACGCUUCCAUUAGGAAGAGGGCACUUGAACUUAUCUUUCUGCUAGUGAAUGAAAGCAAUGUGAAGCCUUUGACAAAAGAGCUUAUUGAUUAUCUGGAAGUAAGUGAUCAAGAAUUCAAGGAAGAUCUUACUGCCAAAAUUUGCUCCAUUGUUGAAAAGUUUUCCCCAGAAAAACAAUGGUACAUUGAUCAGAUGCUCAAGGUUCUCUCUGAGGCUGGAAAUUUCGUGAAGGAUGAAGUUUGGCAUGCCCUUAUUGUUGUAAUAAGCAAUGCCCCUGACCUCCAUGGGUAUACUGUCAGGGCCCUUUACAGGGCAGUACAAACAUCAGGUGAACAGGAAAGUCUUGUGCGAGUGGCUGUCUGGUGCAUUGGGGAAUAUGGUGAAAUGUUGGUCAAUAAUGUUGGGAUGCUUAAUAUAGAGGAACCAAUAACUCAGGUAACAGAAUCUGAUGCUGUGGAUGUGUUAGAGAUUGCCAUGAAGCGUCACACAUCAGAUAUUACCACUCGAGCGAUGUCUUUAAUUGCCCUUUUAAAGCUCUCCUCUCGUUUCCCAUCUUGUUCACAGAGGGUAAAGGAAAUAAUUGUUCAGCAUAAAGGAGGCCUUGUGUUAGAACUGCAGCAGCGAUCCAUUGAAUUUAAUUCUAUAAUUGAGAGGCAUCAGAAUAUCAGGCCAGCGUUGGUUGAGCGGAUGCCAGUUCUAGAUGAAGCAACCUAUAGUGGAAAAAGAGCAGGCUCUUUGCCGCCAACUGUUUCAACCUCUACAGGGUCUUCACUCAAUCUUCCAAAUGGAGUUGCCAAACCCCCUGCUGCCCCUCUGGUUGAUUUACUUGAUUUAACUUCAGAUGAUGCCCCUGCUCCUAGCUCUUCUGAUGGUGAUUUUCUUCAGGAUCUGCUUGGUGUAGAUUUGGCACCAAUUCCAUCACUCUCAGGUACAAGCCAGGCUCCACCAAGUGGCACAGAUGUUCUACUGGAUCUGCUAUCAAUAGGAACUCCUCCUCCUGUGCAAACCAAUCCAUCAACACCCAUCAUAUCAUCCCCCAGUCAGAAUAGCCAAACAUCAGUUGCUCCAUUGGAGAGGCUUUCAUCACUUUCUUCUCCACUUUCCACACAAGUUUCUUCUCCUGCAGGAGCAUCACCUAUUGUGGAUUUGUUGGAUGGUUUAUCCCCCAGCCUGUCAAUGCCAGAUAACAAAGCUCAGGAGUCAAAUUUCUCUGGAGACAAUAAUGGUCUGGUCUAUCCAUCUAUAGUUGCAUUUCAGAGCGGCUCCUUGAAAAUGAUGUUCAGCUUCUCAAAGCCCCCUGGAAACCCACAAACAACGAUCAUCCAAGCUACUUUUACAAAUAUGUCAUCUAAUGUCUACACAGACUUUAUUUUCCAGGCAGCAGUUCCAAAGUUUGUUCAACUGCACUUAGAUCCAGCUAGCAGUAACUCUCUUCCUGCCAGUGGCAAUGGGUCAGUCACACAAAAAUUCCGUGUUACUAAUAGCCAACAUGGACAGAAACCUCUUGCUAUGCGCAUACGGAUAGCUUACAAGGUGAAUGGUCAAGAUGUUCUGGAACAGGGACAAAUCAAUAAGUUUCCUGCUGGCUUGUAAGGUUGACGUUUAUUCAGUCUUCAAAACGUCACACAUCCGGAGCUAAGAUCUUUCUAUGAACGGCCAUUGAAGAAGCGACUUUGCUGCCUGGAACUGUGGGGUCAAUCGCAGUAUCCAUUUUUAAUUAUUUCAGGAGCAAUAUAGCUUCUAUCAACGCAACACACUUUGAGCCUGGGAUUCGGCGAUAGCCCACUGGGCCUUUUUGUGUGGUCAGUGUACAUUAUAAUAUAAUCUUCCAUAAGAGUUUCAGGGACUGAUUUUUCUUCUGAUCCAGGUAGAGAGAGCAUUGUUUUUGAGUCAUUACAGACACGGCUGUGUUAGCUGCUUUUGUACGGAUUGAACCUGCCAGUGCAAUUGGAAGAUGGUGGAACUUAAAGAGUGUGAUUCAUGUAGUUUGAAAACC
Messenger RNA from Telopea speciosissima, 3287 nucleotides. RefSeq names its product AP-1 complex subunit gamma-2-like. NCBI's taxonomy places the organism in Eukaryota, Viridiplantae, Streptophyta, Magnoliopsida, Proteales, Proteaceae. Gene Ontology annotation, molecular function: clathrin-cargo adaptor activity. Gene Ontology annotation, biological process: Golgi to vacuole transport; receptor-mediated endocytosis; intracellular protein transport. The transcript has 18 exons. The coding region runs from base 209 to 2884 and encodes 891 amino acids. The record is from RefSeq and is a predicted model, not a curated record. Gene Ontology annotation, cellular component: Golgi apparatus; membrane coat; AP-1 adaptor complex.